Molecule: messenger RNA, 423 nt
Organism: Caenorhabditis bovis
Lineage: Eukaryota; Metazoa; Nematoda; Chromadorea; Rhabditida; Rhabditidae
Source: the annotation of a GenBank genome assembly
AUGAUUCCACAUGUUUGUACAGUUGAGCAAGAGUAUUUCAUGGAGUUAAUGAGUAACGUUGGACGCUCUACCGAAGAUCUUCUCCAGAGAAUAAUGAACAGCUUCAUGAAUCAAGGAUUUGCGGAAGAGUUCAAAAUCAUUGAAAUGCAACAAUCCGUUCGCACGUUCAUCAACGAAGGCAGCGAACUCGUCAAAGGCACCCACAAUGAGAAGCACGCCGGAUUCGCGCAGGCGCUCUAUUUUGCCGGACUCGAAGCCGACGACUACCUCUUGAAGCUGGAGUACCGUGCCGAGGCCGCAUUCCGCAUCACUGAUGCGGAAAUUGACGUCGGCCGCGGUAAGGUUGAGGCUGUUCAGCAGUGUCUGGCCAAUCUCCGCACUUCGAUCGCUUCGGAGAGCUCGCCUGCCCCUCCUCAAAAAUAA